Molecule: messenger RNA, 3797 nt
Organism: Capsaspora owczarzaki ATCC 30864
Lineage: Eukaryota; Filasterea; Ministeriida; Capsasporidae
Exons: 2
Coding region: 287-3694 (1135 amino acids)
Biological process (GO): regulation of cyclin-dependent protein serine/threonine kinase activity
Cellular component (GO): nucleus; cyclin-dependent protein kinase holoenzyme complex
Molecular function (GO): protein kinase binding; cyclin-dependent protein serine/threonine kinase regulator activity
Source: RefSeq, a predicted model, not a curated record
CGUUCAAUCGAUUUUCUAUUAUUUUAUUAUUUUAUUUUUUAUUUUUUUAUUUUAUUAUUAUUUUUUUCCAUUGAGAUUUUAGAAUCAAGUCCUCGACCUUUUUCAACCAAGAACCUACAACACGCGCCAAGAGACUCUCGCACAUACACCCCCAAGGCAUUACCGCGCUCGUCACCAAAGCAAAGCAGCAGCCUGAACUCUCUCUCGAGCGUCUUGUUGGUGCGUCUGUGUCUGGAGCCCGGCUGCUAGACUCGUCGUCGUUCUCUACAGACACCAAGCGCGCAUCAUGUCAUGCUAUGCCGAUGCAACAGCUGGCUCUGUGCUCGUUGCAACGGUAGAAUCUGCUGCCGGAUGGCUGCCAACAUCCCCGACUGCCGCUGGCUCGGCGUCGGCAACACCCAAGCUCACUGCAGUGUCGGCAUCGACCCUCCUGCAGCAGCGUCAGGUCAAGCGGCAACGGUUUGGCGUUGCUGACAACCUGGGCAGCAUCUCCAGCACCCACAACAACCCUCUCAUUCACGACGACAACAGUCACAACACCAACGACAACGACAACGACAACAGUGGCCGCAUAGGCAGUAGUGUUCGCAGCUUGCGGCGCGCGCCCGGCACUCCAUCCUGUAUAUACAGCGGCUCAUCACCGGUGGCCUUUUCUCAGUCGUACGUUGCAGGCAACGACGACGAUGAAGACGAGGACACUGACGAUGAGUUUUACGACGACGCGUCUAACUUUUCCCGCAGCAGCAGUGGCGCCAGCAGCGCCAGUACCAGCAGCAACUGUAUGGUAGAAGCAGCAGUGUUGCGCCCAAAAUCCACUGCCGCCUCGGUCCAACUGCCAGUUACCACGACGGCCGCCGCAAUGGCAGCUGCCUCCAACCUUCUUCCGUUCAAUUACAUGUCCACCACGCAUGUCAAUCUCGCUGCGAUGCAUUUGCUCCAACAGCAACAGCAACAGCAGCAGCAACAACAACAGCAGUUACAACCCGCCUCCGCCUCCCCAAGCGUGCGCGUCGUUGGCUCGGUCGCUGAUUUUUCACAACCUCUGAGCCCUUCAGCUCGCCUCGGCCGAAAACCGCUUUCGACACAAUCCAAAGCUUCCGCAGAGCUAGCCGAGAUGACUGCAAUCGCUCCGGCACCACGCCAGCUGAGCCAUGCCGCGUCUACACCAGCAGUGCACCAACACUUGAGCUCGCAGCACCAGCUCCAGCUGCAGCAACAGCUCCAGUGGCACCACUUGCAUCAUUCGCGCGCUCGUGCGCUCUCGGCCACCUCGUCUCCAGUCGCCGUGAGCCCAGGCGCAGUCCUUGCCAAUGCUGUUGCCGCUGCUGCCGCUGCUGCUGCUGCUCAAGCCGCCGCCUCGGCUGCCGUCACUGCCAACGCUCACUCUGCUGCCUCUGCCACGUUGACCAUGAUGAUGUCGACUUCCUCUGCCGUCACUGCACCAGCGACUGCAGCGACCUCAACCGGCUCCUCCUCGGUCUCGACCCCUUCUGCCACUUCGUUUGCUGGCUUGCAGGCUUCCAUCGCGGCACUCCAGCUCCACGGCAGUAGCGGCAACCUCAGCAACUCGUCCAACUGCUCGACGCCCACGCAAAAGCGCCGUGCCUGUGAGCUUGAAAUGAUGUCGGAUGAUCAAGGCUGCGGGCCUUCGGCCUCUCUGUCGAGCGAUGGUCUUUACCGUACUGGCAGUCUCGAGUCGGUCGUCUUCCCGACCAGCGCGGCGAAUCUGGCAGCGUUGACUGCCUCGCGACUGCCGUCGUCGGCCUUCCAGAACAAGCAACACCAUUGCCACCCCCACCCCCAUCACCACCACCAACCACAACCACAACAACAACAACCACAACCACAACAACAACAACAACAACAUCAACAGUCGUUCCAGCCUCAUCACCAAACCCUCUCCCAUUUUGCUUCCGUUCCAUCGCUCUGCUUGCCAACGUCGGCCCCGAUGACGACCAUGCAGCAAGUUCGCACUCCCCCGCGGAUGACCUUGGCCCACCAGCCUCCCAUGCCUCCUCCGCAACAGCCCCACUCACACCCAUCGUUCUCUUUCCACUCCCACCCGCUUGCUGCUGCGACUGCUGCUGCACAGCAACAGUUGCCACAGCUACCGUAUGCUCAGCAUGUGCCCACCAUGCACCCCACUUGUGUGCCUUUGACCCCUACGACCCCGACACAUCUACAGUCGGGAUCUCAGCACGUUAACACCAUGAUGGGAUACAACUCAGCUUCGGCGUGGACGUUCUUUUCGCCGCUCAACAGCUUUUUGAACGAGUAUUCGUGGCGCUGCCGACCCGACCGCCGGCCCCUGCAAAUCUUUGUCCAUGCCAUCCUGAAGGACAUGCAGGCCUCUCGAGCGUCGUUUCUCGUUGCCCUCAUUUACAUUUACCGGUUCAACGACGCGCAUUCUGCGCAUCGUGCCAAUGUCUGUGGCCACUGUCUCUUCCUGUCGGCGCUGCUCCUUUCAUCAAAGUACCUGAACGACAAGACGUACGGGAAUGCCUACUGGGCCAAGGUUGCGCGCUAUCCCCUCGGCGAGCUGAACGAUCUCGAAGCCUGGUUGCUCGACUCGCUCGAUUACUCGCUGUAUGUGCCCAACAGUCUUUUCGACGCCUGGAUUCGUCUGUACACUGCCGACCAAGCCAAGUACAUGCUUCCGCAUGUCCCGACAGGCAGUUCCCACUCUGCGGUGCUCUCUUCAACCAAUGUUUUGGUGGCUGCUGGCCAGUCGCCUCUUUCCGAUUUGUAUUCUCCGCACGAGGCCGCAAAUACCGUGUCCUUUUCCGCACCGUCCUCACCGAGUGUCCACUCACCCGGAUUGCUUCUUAGCAUGGCUGGGGCUGCAGCAACGGCUGCAUGGGCUGCGUCGCCCGUGUUCUCCAAUGUAACAGCGUCCAGCAACGCUGUUGGGCAGCAUGGUGGUGGCAUGAACAACAAUGGCGUGACCCACUACAUUGAUGCGAACAAUGUUGCGCGUCAUGUGCAAAAGCAUUCGCGCCAUCGCUCGCAUGGCACUCUGUCCGAGUUUGGCAUGCAGCCAAUGCCCUUCGCUCAUCUCUCGAGUGGCAUCCCGGUGCAACAGCAGCUCCUGCAACAACAGCAGCAGCUACAUCUUCAGCACCAACAACGGCAGCAGCAGUAUCUCCAUGCGAUGAAAUCGCGUCCAUUUUCAGCGUCCACUUCUUCUUUAGGAGCUGAGCCUGGCAUUGCCGUCUCGCAGUCAUCCGCCGCUUGGUUGCAAUCGUUACAACAGCAGCAGCAGCAGCAACAGCAGCAGCAACUUCAACAACAGCAGCAGCAACAACAACAGCUGCAGCUACAACAACAACAACAACAGCUGCUGCACCAGCAACAGCAGCAGCUGCACCAGCUCAAGCCGUCAAUGUUUAUUGCAUCGCAUGCUCAGCAGCAAGUGUAUCAAGCUCAGCUGCAGGCGCACGCCCACGCGCAAGCCCAUCAGAUUCAAGGGCAGCAAUUGCAACUGCGAGACUCUCCUGGGUUGAUAAUGGGCAUGGGGGCUGCGUGUCCGGCUCCUAUGCUGGGUCCGAUGGAUGCACCGCCCACUACAAUGCGCGUUCGUUCCGGUCCAGUGCGACGUCGGUCUAAUUCCGCGCCUUCGGAUGCGGCUCCGCCGCUUCCGUUCCGACCCGCCAGCAUAGCUCCGACGCUCGCCACUCUUCCUCAGCACGUGUAGAGCGCUGUUUCUGCCUUCAUGCCUUUUGCAUUCUCUGUUGUACCAUUUCCUUUGCACCGCUUCAUUUAUUCACACAUUUUACAGUAAAUACAUUUAUCGUCGU